This is a messenger RNA of Striga asiatica, 951 nucleotides long. Lineage: Eukaryota; Viridiplantae; Streptophyta; Magnoliopsida; Lamiales; Orobanchaceae. The record is from the annotation of a GenBank genome assembly.
AUGGGGUCGUUCAGGAAACGCCGUCGUUCGUCGAUGGCUGAGGAAAUCAAGCCUCCACCUUUGCGCACCGUGAAAAAAAUUUCCAUCUGCCGUGAAGUUGCAGACCCCGCCGCUUCUGUCCGCCGAGAAGUUCCAGUCGCCGUGUCCGUUGUACUGGAAAGCUUCAGUACAGAUAGAUGGAUUUUCACAACCCCUAAUUCGGAAAAAUUCCCAAAAUUAUCCCAACGCGAAAAUCAAGGCAGCGGAGCUAUAGCAGCAGCAGCAGAAAACAGGACGGCGAUAGAGGCUGAGAACAGCGGCUUCGUGGCCGAUAAGCGGCGGCUGCCUCUGUCGAAGGUCGUUGCCGACUGCGUCGAGCGGUGGUUCGAGGACGCGCUGAAGGAGGCGAGGCCGGCGACAUCAAUAUGCAGGUGCUCGUGGGCCAGAUGUACUACAGUGGCUAUGGCGUUCCCAAAAACGCGGCAAGUUUAUGUGGCCUUUGGAAACUUAGGGGAGCCUUUGGUUUACAAGGGCUUCAAGAGUGAGGUCAACUCCCCGCCUCUGCGCGCCGUGAACAAAGCUUCAGUCUGCCGCGAAGUUCCAAACCCUGCUUCCGUCCACCAGGAAUUUUCAACCGCCGCCUCCGUCUUUUCAGCCCCGCCUCAGCGCGCCGUGAACACGUUCGGUUCCAGCCCCCGCUUCCAUCCGUCAGUGAAGUUUCAGCCUCCACUUCAGUCCGGCGUGAAGUUACAGUCCCCGCCUCUGUUGAACACGCUUGUCUUUCCUUCCGCCUCCGCCACCGGCACCACCGACACAGAGACCUCUGCCCUCAAGCACUGCCCAAUGGAAGCCAUGCUCAUGCACAACCCAAUGAAGGUCACUACUCUAACCAGCCCAAUAUGUAGUCCAUGGCAGCCCAGCUUAUCAGCUGUUGGGAAACAUGAAAUCAAAAUCACAAAAGCUCAUAAAUGA